Messenger RNA from Camellia sinensis, 2625 nucleotides. RefSeq lists its product as uncharacterized. Gene Ontology annotation, molecular function: protein binding. The record is from RefSeq and is a predicted model, not a curated record. NCBI's taxonomy places the organism in Eukaryota, Viridiplantae, Streptophyta, Magnoliopsida, Ericales, Theaceae.
UCCAAACUAUGUGAUCUCACUCAUCCUAUGGCAAUCCAAGAUCAUGGAUCCACCAUUCCAACGGCCAACUUCCAUGGCCUCCAUAUUCCCUCCAGAAAAUCACAGGUCCUCUCUCUCUCCAUAUAUAUAAUGGAAUUGUAUAUUAUUUACGGAUAUAUCAGUUGAAACUGUCUAGUAUCAGUGUAUAUGACUGUAUCACCGAUACCGAUACUGAUACCGAUCCCGAUUUAAAACCAUGAUUGAGCUCCACAAAACAGGUAAUCCAAUGACAAUAUAUUCUGUUGAGUUCUCUCCUCAUUGCCUUCCCUAUGGUACUCAGCUGAUUAAGCCCACUUCACAUUAUCAUCAUCACAACUCUGUUGUGAGCUGUAGAACUAAUGACAGUGUCAGUAGCCCCAGAAAUCCACCAAAAGCUAGGGUUUCUGCUGAAAACGCAGGGUCUUCCAAACCAUGCUAUCAUGAAUACAAACAUACCCAUUUGAUCAAACUGCUCAACAGGUCCUACAAAUCAGGGAAAUACAAUGAGUCUCUGUAUUUUCUUGAGUGUAUGGUGAACAAGGGUUUCAAACCUGGUGUGAUUCUCUGCACAAAGCUCAUGAAAGGGUUCUUCAAUUCAAAAAUUGUUGAAAGAGCAAUUAGGGUUAUGGAGAUUUUGGAGUCACAUGGUGAACCUGAUGUGUUUGCCUAUAAUGUCCUAAUCAGUGGGCUUUGCAAGGUAAAUCAGAUUGAAUCAGCCAACCAAGUGUUGAAUCGGAUGAGAAAUCGGGGUUUUUUACCUGAUAUUGUCACGUAUAACAUCAUAAUUGGGAGUCUUUGUAGUAGGGGUAAAUUGGAAUCAGCUUUGAAGGUUUUGAAUCAAUUAUUGAAGGAUAAUUGUAAACCUACUGUGAUCACCUACACAAUUCUGAUCGAAGCAACCAUCCUUGAAGGUGGUGUAAACGAUGCGAUGAAGCUGUUAGAUGAAAUGUUACAGAGAGGGCUUCAACCUGAUAUAUACACUUAUAAUGCAAUCAUUAGGGGUUUGUGCAGAGAAGGGAUGUUGGAUCGCGCUUUUGAUUUUGUUAGGAGCUUACCGGGAAAGGGAUGCAACCCGGAUGUGAUUUCUUAUAAUAUGUUGUUGAGGGAAGUACUGAAUCAGGGGAAAUGGAAUGAUGGUGAGAAGUUAGUAACCAAGAUGUGCUCUAUAGGGUGCAAGCCAAAUGUGGUGACUUAUAGCAUCUUGAUAAGCUCGCUCUGUCGCAAAGGCAAGAUUGAUGAGGCAGUUAGUGUCUUGAAGCUUAUGAUGGAAAAGGGUUUGAGUCCAGGCACUUACAGUUAUGAUCCGUUGAUUUCCGCGCUUUGCAGAGAGGGGAAAUUGGUUUUGGCUAUAGAGUUGUUGGAUUAUAUGAUCUCUACAGGUUGUUCCCCGGAUAUUGUGAACUACAACACAAUCUUGUCAGCCUUGUGCAAGAAUGGCAAUGCCGAUCAUGCUAUGGAGAUUUUUGACAUGCUUGGCGAAAUAGGUUGUCCUCCAGAUGUCAGUUCUUACAAUACAAUGUUUAGUGCCUUGUGGAAUAAUGGAGAUAGAACUAGGGCUUUGAGAAUGAUUUCGGAGAUGGUAAACAAAAGGAUUGAACCCGAUGAGAUUACAUACAAUUCACUCAUAUCUUGUUUGUGUAGAGAUGGAAUGGUGGAUGAAGCUAUUGGGUUGUUGGGGGACAUGGAGGAGGGUAGUGGAUUCCGACCAACGGUCAUCACAUACAAUAUUGUGCUCCUUGGAUUGUGCAAAGCUCAUAGAAUUGACAAUGCCAUCGACACACUAGCAGAAAUGGUCGAAAAGGGAUGCCUACCAAAUGAAACCACAUGCAUUUUGUUGGUUGAAGGGAUUGGUUUUGCAGGGUGGCGACCCGAGGCAAUGGAGUUGGCAAAUUCCCUUUUUACAAUGGAUGUCAUUUCAAAAGAUUCGUUCAAACGUUUGAACAAAACGUUUCCUAUGCUUGAUGUUUAUAAAGAAGUCACUCAUACAGGAAACAAGAAGUAGCUUGUCAUCAAUCUAUCUUUUGGGUUUACAAUCUUUGAACUUAUAUUUCUCUGAUUGAGAAAAGUGUACACCGGGGUUAUGCUUUGGACAUAUUAUGGUUUGAGAGGAAGUUCCAUUUCAUGAUGGAUCAACAUUGACAGGGAAUAAUGUUGCUGGCUCCAGACAAGGCAUGAGAGGGGAGAUUUUGUAGUCAUAUUGUGUUCUUGAUAACUGCUUACUUACAGAAGUUUUUGACCUAACAUCUCUGCUAAAAUUUCUACGUCUGUAGCUAAUGUAAUUUGCAUGGAUUUUUAAAGGACGAAAAAUGAUAUGUGAGCUGACCACUAAAACAAGGUGGGGGUGGUGAUAUGGGCAGGCUGUACCGUCGUGCUACACUGAAGCUAGGCACAAUAAAAUCUGCAAAAUGUAAGUUUUGAGAAGAUUUGUACACGCAAAGUUGGCAUUUUUUUUUUCCCAUUGAAAUAUAGAAUAAUUCCCCUAAUUUGAGAUUUUUCCCCCUUACAUUUUCAUCUUAUUUUUGAGUUAUGUUAAGAAUAUCUGUUGUAUUAGUGUCAUUUAGAAUUGUGUUUCACACUCCAUGCAAGAUCAUAGACACAUGUAAUCUA